This is a messenger RNA of Pectinophora gossypiella (pink bollworm), 5895 nucleotides long. RefSeq names its product 5-oxoprolinase. Gene Ontology annotation, biological process: glutathione metabolic process. The record is from RefSeq and is a predicted model, not a curated record. Gene Ontology annotation, molecular function: 5-oxoprolinase (ATP-hydrolyzing) activity. The coding region runs from base 96 to 4007 and encodes 1303 amino acids. Lineage: Eukaryota; Metazoa; Arthropoda; Insecta; Lepidoptera; Gelechiidae. The transcript has 29 exons. Gene Ontology annotation, cellular component: cytosol.
UCUCCUUCCCUCCCCCCUGCUACCUGCUACCGACCAUCUCAUAGAAGUCUCGAAUUUAUAAUCGGAUAAUUAGCGUAAAACAUCAAAAAAAUACGAUGGACAAACCUAAAGGAUUCCAGUUUGCAAUAGACCGAGGCGGCACAUUCACGGAUGUACUGGCUCGCUGCCCUGACGGCAGAGUGAGGGUCAUGAAACUCCUCUCCGUAGACCCUCAGAACUACGAUGAUGCUCCCAGAGAAGCCAUCAGGAGGAUACUACAGGAAGAAACCGGCAAUGCGUUAGACAAGGAUGGCAACGUGAACUCGGCUCUUAUUGAGUCCAUUCGUAUGGGCACCACAGUUGCAACGAAUGCUUUGCUGGAGAGGAAGGGAGCUAAAAUGGCCCUGGUCAUCAAUAAGGGGUUCAAAGACCUACUGUACAUCGGUAAUCAGGCUAGACCAAAUAUUUUUCAGUUGGACAUAAAACGACCAGGAGUACUGUACACAGAAGUAGUUGAAGUGGACUGCAGAGUGAUACCAGCAUUGGAAACCCGUUGCCAACUGGACAAAACAAAGUACAACUGGAAGAAAGUCACAGGAACCACCAAUGAGAAGAUGCUCAUAGUCAAAGACGUUGAUGAGGAAGCAGUGAAGCGAGAUCUGAUGCCUCUAAGAGAGAAAGGGAUAGAUAGCAUUGCCGUUGUUCUAGCUCAUAGUUACACACACCAUGAGCAUGAGUUGAGGAUUGGGAAGAUUGCUACUGAGUUAGGCUUCAAGCAGGUCUCUCUCUCACACGCCAUUACGUCGAUGGUCCGCAUGGUUCCUCGCGGCUUCACGGCGGCGGCAGAUGCAUAUCUUACGCCGCACAUCCAGGAGUACGUGCGGGGCUUCGCUGGCGGAUUCACCGACGGCCUGAAGCGCUCCAACGUGCUCUUCAUGCAGUCAGACGGCGGACUCACGCCUAUGGAGCUAUUCAAUGGAUCCCGCGCAAUAUUAUCGGGCCCAGCGGGCGGGGUGGUGGGAUACGCUAUGACUUCCUACCAAAAGGAAACUGACCUACCCGUCAUUGGGUUUGACAUGGGCGGGACAUCGACCGACGUAUCCCGGUACGCGGGCUCGCUGGAGCACGUGCACGAGGCCACCACGGCCGGGGUCACCAUACAGGCGCCGCAGCUGGAUAUAAACACGGUGGCGGCCGGCGGCGGGUCGGUGCUGGCGUUCCGCUCGGGACUGCUGGCGUGCGGGCCGGAGUCCGCGGGCGCCGCCCCCGGGCCCGCCUGCUACAGGAAGGGGGGGCCGCUAGCCGUCACUGACGCCAACUUGUUGCUGGGCCGCUUGCUGCCGGAGUACUUCCCCAAGAUAUUUGGGCCUACGGAAAAGGAGCCUCUGGACCGAGCAGCGACGGUCGCCGCCUUCACCAGAAUGACUGAUGAGAUCAACGCUUUUCUCAGACAAGAUGGCGGGAAACAGAUGACGACAGAAGAAGUCGCAAUGGGAUUUAUCAAUGUUGCCAACGAAGCGAUGUGUCGGCCAAUCCGUGCGCUGACGACGGCGCGCGGCCACGACGCGUCCCGCCACGCGCUGGCGUGCUUCGGCGGCGCGGGCGGCCAGCACGCGUGCGCCGUGGCCCGGCAGCUGGGCAUCUCCACCGUACUCGUGCACAAAUACGCCGGUAUCCUGUCAGCGUACGGCAUGGCGCUUGCGCACAUAGUGCAUGAAGCGCAGGAGCCGAGUGCGGCGGUGUACUGUCCCGAGCAGUUCGCUGUGCUCGACGAGCGGCUCGACGUACUGGCUGCUGUGUGCCGGGAUAAACUGCGGAGCCAGGGGAUCCCAGACUCGCGCAUAGUAUGCGAGCCAUACCUGCACCUGCGUUACGCGGGCACCGACUGCGCGCUGAUGGUGGCACCCCUGCCACGGAAAGACCAAGGGAUGCUGCAUGGCGACUUCUACACGGCGUUUGUUAACAGGUAUAAGAACGAGUUUGGCUUCACAUUGGCAGAUAGAGAAGUGAUAGUGGAUGACAUCCGGGUGAGGGGUGUGGGUAUGAGUCAGAUUGCGGAUGAGGUGGCGCCACCUAGCGGGGAGGGGACCACGCCUGUUGUUGAGAAGACAGUGAAGGUGUACUUCGAAGGCGGCUACCAGGACACCAACAUCUACCUGCUGGAGAAGCUGAAACCUGAUCAGUUGGUGAUGGGGCCAGCCAUCAUUAUGGACAACCUGUCCACCAUACUUGUGGAGCCAGAGUGUCGCGCGCACAUAACACGGCACGGCAACAUCAAGCUGACAGUUCCAUCGUCGCGUGCGCAGGCCGUGAGCACGCAGCUGGACUCCAUACAGCUGAGCAUCUUCUCACACCGGUUCAUGUCCAUAGCCGAGCAGAUGGGCAGGGUGCUCCAGCGCACGUCAAUAUCGGUGAACAUAAAGGAGCGUUUAGACUUCUCGUGCGCGUUGUUCGGCCCCGACGGCGGGCUGGUGUCCAACGCGCCCCACAUCCCCGUGCACCUGGGCGCCAUGCAGGAGACAGUCCAAUACCAGAUUAAAGUUCGAGGGGAUAGCUUAAAGCCGGGCGACGUAUUGCUAUCCAACCACCCAAAGGCCGGAGGUUCUCACCUGCCAGAUCUGACUGUCAUCACCCCUGUCUUCCAUACGGAUAAGACAGUAAAGAAGCCGAUAUUCUUCGUUGCCUCCCGGGGCCACCACGCGGACAUCGGUGGGCUGACCCCAGGGUCCAUGCCGCCCCACUCCACCAGCUUACAGCAGGAGGGCGCCGCCUUCAAGUCCCUGCUGCUCGUCGAUGGAGGGGUCUUCAACGAGGAGGAACUCGUCAAAGGUUUAAUGAAACCAGGAGAAUACCCAGGAUGUUCUGGCACCAGGAACCUGGCGGACAACCUGUCUGACCUGAAGGCUCAAGUGGCUGCCAAUCAAAGGGGUAUCCAGCUGGUUGGGGAGCUGAUAGAGCAUUAUGGCCUGGAAGUGGUGCAGGCGUACAUGGCUCACAUACAGAAGAAUGCGGAAAUUGCUGUCAGGGAUAUGUUGAAGGAAAUAGCAAACAAAGCGCUGGCCACGACGGGGUCGACAGUGCUGACAGCCACGGAGUACCUGGACAACGGGACUCCGAUAGUACUCACCGUCACCCUGAACAAGGAGGACGGGAGCGCCUUGUGUGAUUUUACCGGCACGGGCGUGGAGGUGUGGGGCAACCUGAACGCGCCGCGGGCCAUCACGCUGUCCGCCCUCAUCUAUUGCCUGCGGUGCAUGGUGGGCCACGACGUGCCGCUCAACCAGGGUUGUCUAGAGCCGGUUUCUGUGAUCGUCCCAGUGGGGAGUAUACUGGACCCGAGCGAGGGGGCAGCGGUGGUGGGGGGCAACGUGCUGACGUCACAGCGGGUCGUGGACACGGUGCUCAAAGCUUUUCAGGUGUGCGCAGCGUCCCAGGGCUGCAUGAACAACCUGACACUGGGCGAAGCGGACUGGGGCUACUACGAGACGGUCGCCGGCGGCAGCGGCGCGGGCCCGGGCUGGCACGGCGCAGGCGGCGUCCACACCCACAUGACCAACACGCGCAUCACCGACGUCGAGAUCGUGGAGCGCCGGUACCCCAUGCUGGUCGCACGCUUCGCACUCAGAGAAGGCUCACAGGGGAACGGCAAGUGGCGCGGCGGGCCCGGCGUCACCCGCGAGCUGGUGUUCCGCCGCAGCGUGCAGCUGUCCGUGCUCACCGAGCGGCGCGCCUUCCAGCCCUACGGCAUGAACGGUGGCGAACCGGGAGCUCGAGGACUGAACCUGCUACAGAGAGCCGACGGCCGACUCAUCAACGUCGGCGGGAAGGCGUCCAUAGAAGCUUACCCUGGGGAUAAGUACAUAAUGAACUCUCCCGGGGGAGGGGGCUAUGGGACGCCGGACGACAACAGGACGACAGGCGCCGCGACAGCGACACUGGGCGCGACAGAGCGCGCGACACCCGCAGGCGCCGUGCUCGUGGAGCGAGGCAGCGUGUUUGAGUACCGCCGGGCGCAGGAGUCCGUGUAAUCGACCAGUUAAGAACCGUGCAAACGUUGUGAACGGGAAUAAACAUAGAAGCAUUCUUGUGACUCAAAAGUGACGCUACGAAAAUCUUAGGGUACACAUAUAGUCGGGCCGGCAGUAUUAGUAAGUAAAUAAACCUUACGUGCGUGCGUGUAUGCGUGCGGGUAUGCGUGCGUGAGAGUGUGCAUGCGUGUAUGCAUGCGGGUAUGCGUGCGUGUGUGCAUGCGUGUAUGCGUGCGUGUUUGCGGGUAUGCGUGUAUGCGUGCGGGUAUGCGUGCGUGAGAGUUUGCAUGCGUGUAUGCGUGCGUGCUUGCGGGUAUGCGUGCGUGCGUGUGUGCGUACGUGCGUGCAUAAUUAGCCGAACAACAAAGCCGACCCGAUGUAAUUACUGCACUUGUUCGGCUUGUGCCCAUUGGGCAGUUCAUUCGGGUUGACAAUCAUACGAUUCGAUGACUGCCGGCCCGUCUAGUGAAAGCUGAACGGAUUUUUCUCGAACAUGCAUCUACAUAUAUUCGAUUUUUACCGCCCGGCUGUGCCGAUUUAUGUCGGCCCGACCAUGUGUGGGUGUGUAUGUGUGUGACCCUUACCGCGGGGGGCGGGGUUCAUAAUCAUACCGUCACUUCUGGCCUUUAUUGCAGUGGUAUAAAGAUAAAAUUCGGCGCUCGCCUUUUAUCACUUACUGGUAUGUCAACUUAUUUACGAAACGGCGUAAGUGGCUAAGCCUAGACAAAUCAUCAUCUCCUUAGCGUCCGUAGGGCCCACUUACCCAAUCUAAAGAUUUGACCUGUCAAAUGACAGGUCUGACUUUUUACAGAAGCGACUGCCUGUCUGACCUUCCAACCGAAGGGAAAACCAGCCCCAUACAGGUUAGGCCACAUACCUCCGAAAAUGCAUUUCUCGGGAAUGUGGGUUGUGGGGUGGGCUAAGCACAGACAAAUAGCGACAUAAAACAAUAUAUAUCAAUAACGGUAGUGUUAUUUUUUUUUUUUAAUUUUAGUGUAUGAUUAUUCUGCUGCGAUUGAUGAAUGUGGAGGAAGCAAGAGAAGUGUGUCAGGAUCGAAGCAAAUGGAAUUCUAUAGUCUCUGCUUACCCCGGUGGGAAAUAGGCGUGAGUUUAUGUAUGUAUGUAUGUAUGUAUUAUUCUGCUGCUGUGACUUUGUUUUGGUGUCAAUCAUAAACUGCGGCGAGCACGAAGAGAUUGCUUCCAUGUUUAUUUAUGGAGGUCUAUAAACACCACAUCGAAGCAAUAUUUGACAUUUGCGCAUAUAAAAGUAACUGCGCAAUGUCAACAAUAGUCAAAUAGCAAUAUUGUUUUUUCAGAUUCAAUAUGGCCUUAGUCCCUCUGUUCACUGUGAUGAAGUUACACCAUUUUUUUAGUUUAUACGAAAGUGUUGCUAAUUAAGAAAAAUCUAUAUUUGUUAAACCUAUAUUUUUUUUUUUACAUUAUUGUUGUUAUUUUUCUUUUUAUAUAAAUUGCAUAUUAAUUGUUAUACAUUACAUUGUUUAUCGUACAAAGUACUUCAAUAAUACUAGCUUUAAAAGUAAAUGUAAGUACAAAUACGUAUAGUUUAUAUUAUUAUACAAACGCUUUGGGGAUGACACCCAUUUGGGGGUGACACCCGUUUAGGGGUGACACGCGUUUAGGGGUGACACGCGUUUAGGGGUGACACCCAAUUGGGGGUGACGCCCGUUUGGGAGUGACACCCGUUUAGGGGUGACACGCGUUUGGGGGUGACACCCAUUUUGGGGUGUUGCCCGUUUGGGAGUGUCACCAUUGGGGGUGACACCCGUUUAGGGGUGACACCCGUUUGGAGAUGACACCCGUUCGCGUUUGUCACUCGUCAUACCUAAAAUAUUGAUUAUUUACACUAAAAUAAAACACUUUAUAAUCA